AUGCUAGGGAGAAAUACCACUAAUUUAAAGGCUGGUAUAGUUGGUUUGGCAAAUAUUGGGAAAUCGACACUUUUCCAAGCAAUAACCAAUUCUAAAUUGGGCAACCCUGCUAAUUAUCCAUUUGCUACAAUUGAUCCAUUAGAUUAUAGAAUUCCAAUACAAAAUGAGAAGUUAGAUUAUUUAAAAGAAUUUUAUCAAAGUGAAAGAAUCAUUCAUGCUCCUUUGACUUUAUAUGAUAUAGCAGGAUUAACAAGAGGUGCAUCAUCAGGACAAGGUCUAGGAAAUAAAUUUCUAAAUGACAUUAGAAAUAUCGAUUCAAUUCUUCAUGUUGUGAGAGGAUUCAAAGAUGAUGAAAUCAUUCAUUUAGAGAAGACAGUUGAUCCGAUAAGAGAUUUGGAAUUGGUAAAUGAUGAAUUGAUUUUAAAAGAUUUGGAAUUUUUAGAGAAUGCAACUGAAAGAUUGAAUAAAAAACUUAAAAAUAGAUUAGGACCAAAAGAAGAUGGACAAUUGUUACAAAGAGAAGUUAAUUUUCUAAAUGAACUUCAGGAUCAUUUAUAUAAUGGUAAGAAAAUAAUCCAUUACAAACAGAACUGGACUACCGAUGAAAUCUCCAUUUUGAAUACAUACAAUUUCCUUACUGCUAAACCUACAUUGGUUUUAUUGAAUGUCAAUCCACAUGAAUAUAUAUUAUCUCAAGUAGAUAAGGAUAAAACUCCGGUCAUAAAAGAAGUUAAAGAUUGGUUAACAGAAAACUCACCUGGUGAUGAUUUAUUGCCUUUCAGUGGACAUUUCGAAACCAAGCACAAUUUACUAAAAGAUGACCAAAAAGAAUUUCAAAAUUACUGUUCUGAUAUUAUCAACAAUGAAUUAGGAGGUAUCACCGAUGUUCCUAUCGACCCUAUGUUAAUUGGUUCAAUAGUUCCUUCGAUAAUUAAGAAAACCAAAAACCUAUUAAGUUUAAUCAGUUUCUACACAUGUGGCGAUAUCGAAGUAAGAGAGUGGGUUAUCAGAAAUGGAACUACUGCAGCAGAAGCAGCUGGGGUCAUUCACACUGACCUACAAAAAACUUUUAUAAAUGCUGAAGUUAUCAAUUAUAAUUCUUUGAUAGAAUCUGGAUCGAAAAAUAUUAAGGAAUCUAAUUUGAAAUCUAAAGGCCUAAUUAAAAGAGUUGGGAAAAAACAUAUCAUGGAAGAUAACGAUAUAGUUCUUUUCAAAUCUACUGCAUCCAAGAAAUAA
This is a messenger RNA of Vanderwaltozyma polyspora DSM 70294, 1236 nucleotides long. RefSeq names its product Ylf2p (gene YLF2). Lineage: Eukaryota; Fungi; Ascomycota; Saccharomycetes; Saccharomycetales; Saccharomycetaceae. The coding region runs from base 1 to 1236 and encodes 411 amino acids. Gene Ontology annotation, cellular component: cytoplasm. The transcript has a single exon. Gene Ontology annotation, molecular function: GTP binding; ATP hydrolysis activity; ATP binding. The record is from RefSeq and is a predicted model, not a curated record.